AUGCCGGAGAGGCACCCCGUCACAACACUGCUGCUGUCUUUCGUCUUUACCUCCGCGCUGAGCGUCUCACUCUUUGCUGCGACUGUCUUCUCCAACCCCACCUCGGCCGCGGCUGUCCUUCACGAGAGGAACAACAACCCGCUCAACAUCGACUGGGACCCGGCGCCGGCGCCCGAGGACGGACCUCCUAUCUCUGCGGGAGCUCUGAGAAACCCCAAGUACCUGCCAGCUGAGAUCGGUGGAAUUGUCGCCGCCUACGGUGUAUCUCUGGUACUGGUUGCCAUCACUCUCCUGUCGCUGGCAAAGAAGCGUCGCGAGCAUCUCCAAGGCGGCGACGACGACUUUGCCCUCUCCAGUCCACCCGGCAUCAUCCGCAUAGAACGCCGGUUCAGCAAGUUCCCUAUUGCUACCCCCAAGACCGCGACCGUCCCCAAUUUCUCAUACCCGUCGCCCACCAACACCCAGUUCGAACCGCCGGACUCGUACAUAUACCCGUCGCCGACAUCAUCAGUCACCGCGCCCGGAGUCAACCCCUCUGUGGACCAAAGAGUAGUCCAGGCAGAUAGAGAAAUGGCGCAGCAACAGCUCGAGGAGAUGUACAAGCACGUCAUGGAGCAUGAGGACGCAAAGGAGAGGGGUGUCGUGCUCGACACGCCGGUCAUGACGCCCCAGGGUCACCAUCGCGUGCCGUCGGCGUCGUCGUCCAAGAAAGAACGGUCCAAGCCAGCCAACCUGAAGCUUUCUGGCGGCUAUGAAAAGCCGCAGUCCAAAACAGCUUCUCUCCUGUCGGCUCUCCGCUCUCCAAGGAAGAAGGCAGUAAAGGGCGUCAACAUUUCGUCUCCCAUCAUGACACCGCAGUCGUCAACCUUCCCUCGGCAGGAACCGCAGGAGAUGAAUCCAAUGUCCCCGCGGCACUACGCCCCGCCUCCACCUCCGCCGAUUCCUACGGAUCAGAUAUCCUUCGGUGCUUCUCGCGUCAGCCGGAACGGCGCACCGCUGACACCGGACAUUUCGCCCGAGAGCGUCCAAAGUAUUGACGAGCGUAUCAGUGCUCAGCUCGGGCCAUCGACCAGCGGCAGAGGCGGCUAUCCAGCACCGAUGGAGGGAGACCCGGAGUCGGCUACGUCGGAACAUUCUCAAGUCCCUCUCGUCGGACUGCCUGCCUCCCCCACCCAUGGCCCUAGGUCUCCUACAUGGCCUGCCUCUCCUGGUCACGGUCCAAGGUCUCCCACGUUGCCUGCUUCGCCCAAGCCCGGCGUCACAUUUCAGCGAGGCAACGCGCCGUCAGCUGUCAGGACUGGAGGCUCAUUGCCGCUGCGAGCAUAUGAGCAGCCCAUGGCGUCUCCAUCAACCAUUGCCCGCACUACCAAGCAGACCGUCUUUGAGAGAAGGGGGCCGCUCUCGCCAACCACGGGCAGGACGCCGCGCACCGCUGGAGCAGUGCCAUACUCGCCGUACCAGCCGUUCACGCCCGUCGUCCCGGUGACGCCCUCUCUCGUAACAAAGGAAGAGCGGAAGCGCAUGAAGAGGAUGGUGCCAAAGACUCCCACCAUGGACAUGGUGCAGAGCGAGGAGGAAAUGUGGUGA
Messenger RNA from Purpureocillium lilacinum, 1587 nucleotides. RefSeq lists its product as uncharacterized. Lineage: Eukaryota; Fungi; Ascomycota; Sordariomycetes; Hypocreales; Ophiocordycipitaceae. The record is from RefSeq and is a predicted model, not a curated record.